AUGCCGAUUCUGACCUUGUCUCUGUUCUUUUACUUUUUACCCUGUUUCGACUCACAGAACAAUGCUUCCCUAGAUCAAUUUGAUCGUCUGAAAACAUUGGGUACCGGGUCCUUCGGUCGCGUGAUGCUUGUUCGACACAAACAGAAUCAGAAGUAUUAUGCGAUGAAAAUUUUAGAGAAACAAAAGGUUGUCAAACUGAAGCAGGUAGAGCACACGUUGAACGAGAAAACCAUUCUGCAAGCGAUCAAUUUUCCUUUCCUUGUCAGCAUGGAAUUCAGUUUCAAGGAUAACACAAAUCUGUAUAUGGUGUUGGAUUUCGUCAGUGGAGGGGAAAUGUUCUCCUACUUACGACGUGUACAAAAAUUCUCGGAAGAUGAUGCCCGAUUCUACGCGAGCCAAGUUGUGUUGGCCUUUGAAUAUCUGCAUUUCUUCGAUCUUAUCUAUCGGGACUUGAAACCGGAAAAUUUGCUUAUUGAUGGAAGUGGUUAUUUGAAGGGCUAUAACAAGGCGGUCGACUGGUGGGCAUUGGGCAUUCUGAUUUACGAGAUGGCCUGCGGUUAUCCACCGUUUUUCGCCGACCAACCAAUCCAGAUUUACGAGAAAAUUGUUGCCGGCAAGGUUCGUUUCCCCGCUCACGUGAGCAGUGAGCUGAAAAAUUUGCUCAAACAACUCCUACAAACUGAUCUGACCAAACGAUUUGGAAAUUUGAAAAACGGAGUUAACGAUAUCAAAUGCCACAAAUGGUUUCGACCGAUCAAUUGGGUAUCGAUUUAUCGGAAAGAGGUUUCUGCACCCUAUAUUCCGCCAUGCAAAGGUCCCGGAGAUGCGAGCAAUUUCGAUGACUACGAUGAAGAACCUUUGAGAAUUGCCAAUACAAACUACUGUGCGAAAGAGUUUGCCAAUUUUUGA
Messenger RNA from Echinostoma caproni, 909 nucleotides. The record is from the annotation of a GenBank genome assembly. Lineage: Eukaryota; Metazoa; Platyhelminthes; Trematoda; Plagiorchiida; Echinostomatidae.